AUGUUCAAGCCCACAGUCACACGCAAUGCCAUCAAGACCCUGAACACCGCCCGCCCUAUAGUUGCGGUUACUCGCCCCGCUACCAGCUUCACCCGCCCCCUCUCAUACACUGCUUCACUCAGAAAAAAGAAGAGCAAUGACCCUACAAAGGACCCGAUCCUCUCUGCUACAACCAAGGCUCCCGAGGGCGCUUCUAGUGUGAAUGAGGGUCAAUUUGCUCGUACUGAUCAGAGCGUUCACAUUGAAUACCCUCCCGAUAGUGAGAUGCCCCCUCAGCCUGUGGCGCAGGGACGUGGUGGAAUGCAUUUCAAGCGUACUCUAGCCCAGUUCUCACUUGAGAAGAAAGUCAGCGUGGUUACUGGUGGUGCUCGUGGCUUGGGUCUGGUCAUGGGCCAAGGACUUGUCGAGUCUGGCUCGGACUUGGCUAUCAUUGAUCUGAACAAGGCCGAAGCAGAGACCGCAGCUGCCUCGUUGAUCGAGCAGUUCCGUGUGGAAAAUCCUGGUAUCGAAGACAUGCCCAAUGUCACUGCCCAUUAUGCGGACGUCUCCAACCCCGACUCCGUGCAGAAUGCCAUGGCUGAAGUCCUGGCCAAGCACGGCCAGAUUGAUAACCUAGUCACAUCGGCGGGCUUCACCGAGAACUUCGAGGCCAUUAACUACCCCUUCGACCGUAUGCAAAAGCUUUGGGGCGUGAAUGUCGACGGCACAUACCUCUUUGCCAUUAAUGUUGCCAAACAUCUAAUGGAGCGCAAGGCACCCGGUAGCAUCGUCAUGAUUGGUUCUAUGUCAGGCUCCAUCGUUAAUGUUCCCCAACCCCAGGCUCCAUACAACGCCGCGAAGGCUGCAGUGCGCCACCUUGCUGCUUCGCUCGCUGUGGAGUGGGCUGGCCAUAAUAUCCGUGUUAACUGCAUUAGCCCUGGCUAUAUGCUUACCGCUCUAACUCGCAAGAUCCUCGAUGAGAACCCUCAACUUCGCGACCAGUGGACCUCUCUCAUCCCUGUUGGCAAGAUGGGUACACCGGAGGACUUGAUGGGUGCCGUGACCUUCUUGCUCAGUGAUGCCUCUAGGUAUAUCACUGGGGCGGAUCUCCGUGUUGAUGGCGGCUACACCGUAACCUAA
Messenger RNA from Penicillium vulpinum, 1119 nucleotides. RefSeq lists its product as uncharacterized. The coding region runs from base 1 to 1119 and encodes 372 amino acids. Gene Ontology annotation, cellular component: intracellular anatomical structure. Gene Ontology annotation, molecular function: oxidoreductase activity, acting on NAD(P)H, oxygen as acceptor. The transcript is spliced from 4 exons. The record is from RefSeq and is a predicted model, not a curated record. NCBI's taxonomy places the organism in Eukaryota, Fungi, Ascomycota, Eurotiomycetes, Eurotiales, Aspergillaceae.